Molecule: messenger RNA, 1645 nt
Organism: Papilio machaon (common yellow swallowtail)
Lineage: Eukaryota; Metazoa; Arthropoda; Insecta; Lepidoptera; Papilionidae
Gene: tipE
Product: protein tipE
Exons: 4
Coding region: 428-1420 (330 amino acids)
Biological process (GO): regulation of sodium ion transport
Molecular function (GO): sodium channel regulator activity
Source: RefSeq, a predicted model, not a curated record
GCGGUUUCGUAGUGACGUCCUUGCAAAACGUAGUCAAGUCUUUUGUAAUAUAGAAAAAAAAAGAAAACAAUUUUUAAUAUUCAUUUUGUUUUAACAACAAUAAAAAAAUAGUGAUUUAUUUAUAAAAAUAGUGAUAUUAACUUUAAAUCAGUUUUCAUUACGUCGAACAAGGAUCCUGCAGAUAUUUUCCCAGUUUGGGGCCACACUUGGGUUAUUUUUGAACAGCACAACAAAUUUCCUGUCCAACCGUGUCCUCGCAAAACGACCUGAAUGCCACAGACAAAAAUGUAAAUAAGUAGACGCGAAGCAAAUAAAAAUCUAAAACGAAUCAACAAUCGAGUGUUAGAAGAGAGGAACAUAUUCACAUGAAAUGACACAGCCAAGCUGAAACAAGCGAUAUGGUCGCUUCUAGCGCCCCCACGCCAACAUGGCCGAGGAAGAAAAGCUACCGAUCCCGCCCACAUUUCUCGAGAAAGUUCUGUUCUACACAACAGCCACAUUCGUUCUACUCGCUACAUUCAGUCUCUUCGCGUUUCUCUUCUUAGUCCCGUUCGUCAUCGAGCCAGCAUUCACAACAAUUUUUAUGCAGUUCGAUCCAGUGGGAGCGUUAUGUGUCACCGCCCAAGUUAAACAUUUAGUUGGAGCCAGUAACUGCACGUGGGCUUCCUGUAGGGAAGGUUGCACCAAGGACCUUUACGAGUGUACACAGAUACGUGUCAACUACAAACUAGGGGAAUACCCAAACGUAACUUCUACAGAAUUUGAGAAUCUGAUCAGAGCGGAGAGAUCGUUGAGAAGGGAUUACGACUACGAAAACAAUUACGAAGUACCUAUCGAUACUAUUCCAGAAAUGGAGGACCAAGAACUGCCUGAUGCGAUACCUACGGGUCUACAAGGCAACGAUUCCGAAUGGUACUUCACUGGAGCGAGGCUCUUCCCCAACGUGAAGGGUUGCGGCUACCCGCCGAUAUUGAACUGUACCAUAUUUUACGGCAAGUACAGACCUCUGGGCACCAACUAUACUUGCUAUUACAGCCGUGUAGAUCCCGGUCUCGUAAUAACGGAUCUGGACAUGUGGCAGAAUACACUUAACCUUGUGUAUGCUAUGGCCAUACCGAUACCAUCCUUUAUAAUUUCUGUGAUAUACUUGACAGUUGCGUAUUUUAAGAUCUAUAAUACUGAAGAGGAAUCGGAGCAAGCUCCCUUGCAAAGUGAUGUUGAGGGGAUGGCGACGGGAGAUGAUGGGAAGCCGACGACUCCCGGCUCUGAUACAUUUAGAGAAGACUUGGCUUGCUUCGGCCACCAGCUAAAGAUGCAGCUGGCCAAUGAGAAACCGAAGGAAGGUUUCGAAUCUAACAGCCCUCCAAUUUCUAAUUCUGCUUCAUUGUCUGGGACCAAGUCUUCUUUCGUGAACGCCUAAUGAAAUGUAGCGCGUGGUAGAGAUGACAGGGCUCCUGAAGAUGCGGCUUUGGUAUUGCCAGGUUAUAUAAAGUGCACCACGAGCUCACAUGAACUAUAAAGAUGUAGGGACAUAAUUCGAUAUGUGGUCACAAAGCUUAAAUGCUGCUUAAAUCAUGAAAUGCUAGAAGUAGAAAGUUCAACUCGAUCACUUCGAGUGAAUAAGAUGUGCAAAAGAGAUUUUUUA